Messenger RNA from Penicillium oxalicum, 414 nucleotides. Its product is annotated as cytochrome b5-like heme/steroid binding domain-containing protein. Gene Ontology annotation, biological process: sterol biosynthetic process. Bases 1 to 414 code for a protein of 137 amino acids. The transcript is spliced from 3 exons. Gene Ontology annotation, cellular component: endoplasmic reticulum membrane; intracellular membrane-bounded organelle. Lineage: Eukaryota; Fungi; Ascomycota; Eurotiomycetes; Eurotiales; Aspergillaceae. The record is from RefSeq and is a predicted model, not a curated record. Gene Ontology annotation, molecular function: heme binding.
AUGUCUGAGACCAAGGAACUCACCCUCACCGAGGUGGCCGCCCACAACACCAAGAAGGAUCUGUACAUGAUCAUUCACGAGAAGGUCUACGAUGUCACCAGCUUCGUCGACGAGCACCCCGGUGGUGAGGAGGUCCUCCUCGAUGUCGGCGGUCAGGACGGCUCCGAGGCGUUCGAGGACGUCGGUCACUCCGAUGAGGCCCGUGAGAUCCUCGAAGGUCUGCUCAUUGGCAACGUGAAGCGCAUGCCCGGCGACCCCGCCCCCAAGGCCCAGGCCUCGACCAGCAGCUCCUCCGCCUCCGCCUCUUCAUCCGCCGGCAGCUUCGGUGUUGGUCUCUACACCGUCCUCCUCCUCGGUGGUCUCCUUGCCUACGGUGGAUUCCACUACCUCAACGCCCAGCAGCAGGCCCAGUAA